Molecule: messenger RNA, 1786 nt
Organism: Sphaeramia orbicularis (orbiculate cardinalfish)
Lineage: Eukaryota; Metazoa; Chordata; Actinopteri; Kurtiformes; Apogonidae
Gene: sgta
Product: small glutamine rich tetratricopeptide repeat co-chaperone alpha
Exons: 12
Coding region: 164-1174 (336 amino acids)
Biological process (GO): post-translational protein targeting to endoplasmic reticulum membrane
Cellular component (GO): membrane; TRC complex
Molecular function (GO): molecular adaptor activity; protein binding
Source: RefSeq, a predicted model, not a curated record
GUCAUAACCGUGCGACUGGUUAAGUAGCUAAUAGUGUGACGGUUACGGUUGUUCGACAAUUAAAGUCACUUAUCCUUCAACGGGUAAAACAGCGCCUGAAAUACAAAGACAGCUGGGUUUCCCUCCAUCAGAUAACACAGAGAGGUCUGAACCUCCUUCAAACAUGACAGACACAAAGCGUCUCGCCUUCUCCAUCAUCCAGUUCCUCCACGACCAGCUCCAGUCGGGAAAUCUGUCCUCAGGCGCUCAGGAGAGUCUGGAAGUUGCUGUUCAGUGUUUGGAGACGGCGUUUGAAGUGUCGACCGAUGACCAGAGCCUCGCCGUCCCCAUGACGUUACCAGAGAUCUUCGCUUCAGCCACAGACAAGCUUCCAGCUCAGUCUCAGGCCAACAACAACUCCAGCCCAAAGACUCUGAGCGACGAGCAGAGAGAAGAGGCCGAGCAGCUGAAGACCGAAGGAAACGACCAAAUGAAAGUUGAAAACUUUGCAGCUGCUGUUGAGUUUUACUCAAAGGCCAUCGCCAUUAACCCUCAGAACGCCGUCUACUACUGCAACAGGGCUGCAGCGUACAGUAAACUGGGGAACUACGCUGGAGCGGUACAGGACUGUGAACAGGCCAUCGGCAUCGACCCAAACUACAGCAAAGCCUACGGACGCAUGGGUUUAGCUCUGGCCAGCCUCAACAAACACACAGAAGCAGCCACUUACUACAAGAAAGCUCUGGAGCUCGACCCCGACAACGACACAUACAAAUGCAACCUGAAGAUCGCAGAGGAGAAGAUGGAAACCUCCAGCCCGACGGCGGGGAUGGGAGGGGUGGAUCUGGCCGGACUCCUCAGUAACCCCGGCUUCAUGAACAUGGCGUCUUCGCUGAUGAACAACCCUCAGGUCCAGCAGCUAAUGUCAGGGAUGAUGUCCGGAGCGUACGGCGGGAUGGGCGGAGUCGGAGGAGGAAUGGGAGGAGGAAUGGGAGGAGGAGGAGUUGGAGGAGGAGGCGGAGUCCCCGGACCCGGAGCCACCAGUUCUGCUUCAGCCGGAGAUUUAUCAGGACUGAUCCAGGCGGGUCAGCAGUUCGCUCAGCAGAUGCAGCAGCAGAACCCUGAACUCAUCGAACAGCUGAGGAGUCAAAUCCGCAACCGGACACCCAGCGCCGGCAACGAGGAGCAGCCAUGACACUCAGAUCAGGUUGGACGGGUUCGGACCGGACGUCGUCUUUCUUUUUUUUUUGUUUUUUUUUGUUUUUUGUUUUUUUCCGAUUUGGAUCAUUGUAACUCAAAGGACUUGAAGAAAGGAAGUUUUUCCAUCACUGAAUAAUUCCUGCAUGAACGAGGCCUCCCACUUCAUUCAGGAGCCAUGUCACCAAAAACUGUGUGGUUUUUAGGAAGAACAUUUUGACAUCGCACUUUGUUAAUAAAAUCGGUAAAGCUGGUAGGAAGCGGACGGCAGACGUGUAAACAGCUGUAGUGAAGCAGGUCAGGACAAACAGACACAAAACCCAAGCUUGAAAUGUCUUUUUCCUUGUAAAACUACACAGUGGAACUUUGAAUGCAAUUUUUUUUUGUCCAGUUUCUUUAUCAUGUGGGGUGUGUGUGUGUGUGUGUGUGUGUGUGUGUGUGUGUGUGUGUGUGUGUGUGUGUGUGUGUGUGUGUGUGUGUGUUUGCGUGUGUGUGUGAGAGCAGCAGGGGUCACAAAAUGCGUGGUCAGGUUUAAGCUCCUCCCACUCCGAGGAGGCGGCAUGAUGUUCAGACAUGGUUUAGAAAUUAAAAAGAACAUCUCAACAUUUUA